AAGGUCAUAGUAUUCCACUUUAUCCAUGCAGUCACACUCACACCUCACCUUCCAUCUAAGGUCCACGAACCUGCUACUGAAGCUCCCUUUCCACUGUAUAGUUUCAUAUAUAAACCCUUCCACUCUUUCUUCCACUCUCAUCUUCAAUUCGCUAUACUUUUUCCUAUUCUGAACUCACUUCCAUUAGCUACCAAUGGCUACUUUUGAUGAAGCAUCAGCUCUCGAUUUCAUUAGACAACACCUUCUCAGUGACCACGAAACAUCAUAUUCUGAAUCCAAUCUAUCAGUUUCUGAUUACCUUACCUCUGGGGAACAACCUGUGACUCAUUUCUCAAUAAACUUCACAGUACCGGAAUCCGUUAACAACAGAACCGAAAAAUCUUCCUCGAAGAUCAAUUCAGAGAAAUCAAAGUCCGCUGAAGAGGUGAAGGUACACUACAGAGGCGUACGACAAAGGCCAUGGGGCAAGUAUGCAGCGGAGAUCCGAGAUCCGAAGCGUAAGGGUGCGAGAGUGUGGUUGGGGACGUUUGAUACAGGUGUUGAAGCGGCUAAGGCGUAUGAUAGAGCCGCAUUUCAGAUGCGUGGCUCUAGAGCGAUUUUGAAUUUUCCUCUAGAGGUUGAGAGUUUAAAAGAGGAGAUAACCGGAGGAAAUAAAGCUUUAAUCAUAGCUUCCAGCGAUGGGUGCAGGAAAAGAAUGAGAGAUGAGAAUGAGAUGGAGGUUGUUGUGAAGAAGGAGAGGUUGUUAGAGACGGUUAGUUUGCCGUUAACGCCGUCAAGUUGUAUGGCGGGUUGGGAUUUUGAUUGGGUGAACAUGUCUAACGUCGCUCCCUUAUCUCCUUUUUCUCAGUUGAUGGCGAUUUAAAACUUUGUUUGUGUUGUUUGUAACAUUUUUAUUUUUUUAAUCCACAUUUGUUAAUACCGGCAUUGUAAUUAAUUAAUUUUUAUAUUA
This is a messenger RNA of Helianthus annuus (common sunflower), 949 nucleotides long. Its product is annotated as ethylene-responsive transcription factor 5-like. Lineage: Eukaryota; Viridiplantae; Streptophyta; Magnoliopsida; Asterales; Asteraceae. Gene Ontology annotation, biological process: regulation of DNA-templated transcription; ethylene-activated signaling pathway. The coding region runs from base 194 to 862 and encodes 222 amino acids. The transcript has a single exon. Gene Ontology annotation, molecular function: DNA binding; DNA-binding transcription factor activity. The record is from RefSeq and is a predicted model, not a curated record.